CCUGGACUUUGUAUGAGGCUGUGAGGUCACCAGGAAGAUCUGCAUGUUUUCCUUACUCAGAGGAAGGACCCGCUUUCGGUCCAUGCGGCGGGCGCCUGUUGCAGCGCCCAUCCCCCUUCGUCUUUGCUCUCUAUCCUCGUUGCCUCAUCGCAUCCAACCGACUCGAAGCUUCAGUGCCAAUCCCGGCAGCAAGGAGGCUGAAGAACCGCCGCCAGCGACGAGUGAUCCAGGCAAAGCUGAUGAUGCACCUGCAGCCACACAGGCGACGCAGACGACUCAUGAGAUGGAGGACGAUAUAAGCCGCUUACUUCCCGUGUUUGCAUUGCUCGGAGGAUACGAGUCGCCACCGCGGUGGCAUGAGAGCUGGAUGGAAAGGCUUGGCAUGCGCUUCCAGUCAUGGGUGAGCAUGCAUUGCAAGCAAGGCCAACAGGGGAAGGGAGGCAAGCAAGCGAGGGCAACAAGCAGAUGAAUGCUGUGCUUUUGUGUGGACUGGACUCAUGUCAUUCAUCAGCUUGGCCUUAAUUUCGUCAGCCAAGCAUGUCCUGAUGUCUUCCGGUCGCGUGAUUACUACCACAACUUAUCUCGCGGCUCGGUACAGGCCUUCAAAAUGACCAUGCAAAAGGUACGUCUACUCACCACACGUGCUGCGGCCUGAUUGUGGAUGGUCGCCUGUCUAUCUAUCGCUGUACGUAUGGAUGAAUCAGUCGUAUGAGGGCGACUUAUCUGACUUGGAGGAUGUGGUGGAGAGCCGCCUGCUCAAACUCAUCACCAAAUGGCUCGAACGUGUCAACCAGAAGGGACUCAAGGUCGGUGGGGCAGGCGGCCACCAAGACCGAUGAGGCACCAGGGACCAAUCGUUGGUUGGUCGUGUGUCAUGUGUGGUGUGUGUCAGGUCCAGUGUCAGCUUGAAGAUGUUCAUGUGCAGGGCUUUGGGAGGCUAGCGAUCGUUCUAGGUGCCCAUCGGGGCCAGGCUCUUGGCAAGCGAGUGGUUUACAGGGUACGGGAGGCCCCACCGUUGGUGCACUGAGAAUGGCCGACGUGUGCGUGAUUUUCUUUCAUGGGUGACGUGUGCAGAUGAUGGGGCAUUACUUGGUGGUACCUCCGUCCAUCGUGCCGUCCAACAAGGACAGCACAGAGCCUAAAAAGUCAUUCAACGAAGUCGUCCGCGAAGUCGAGGUGAGCGCCGUGAAUGACGCGACACGAGCAUUCCACUGUCCAGUUAUCGAUGGAUGGAUGGCUGGAUGGAUGAUGACGCAGGGGUUGAUGCGGCAGGGUGGUGUGGUGCGCCAGGAGGUGCUCCUGAGCGCCAGGCAGAGCCUGGCUCUCGUCAGACCACAGCCACCCACAGCAGCCAAGCCAGGGGCGGCUGCCGGGGCCGGUACUGGUGGAGAGAGUGCCAAGCCAACUGAGGAGGCGCGUGUGGCCGAGGCGACCACCGAAGCGGCAGAGACGAGGGACGCGGCAGGUGUGGAUGGUGUAGGAGCUGCCAGCGAGUCUGAUCAGACCAAGAAGACACGCACAUCGGAGGUACCGAUGCAACGACCUGUCAGCAAACGACAUCGGGGGAGGCUUGACUGUUCCGUCCUUUGCUGACAGGUCUCUUACGUCGAUCAGUCGAGUAGUGCAGCCGCGGACGGGUCCGCUGGCAAGGAGGAGAGGACCGGUGGCGGUGAGGCUGUCGAGGCUGUGGAGGUGGUGUACGGGAGCACCAAGAAAAUGCGUGCUUUCCACACCAUUAUGCUGGAGAUGCCUCUCCAUCCGGUCACCCUGCCCAUGGCACAGUGAGCAGUCACGCGCACAUCCAUGCAGCAAGACAACAGUGACCAGCGGGGUGUGUGCUGUUGUCUGUCAGGUUUGCCGAGACUCAGGGAGAGGGCUAUCCAGAUGUCGAGUACGAAGCCAACCACUGGACAAUAUGCGACAUCAAUGACGCCCUCCUCGGCAACCCGCCCCUGCCCCUGCCGCCCACAAGUGAGUUUCACUGACAGCACACGACCUCUCGACAGCACACAGCCUUCUCCCAUUGGCUGCAGCGGGGUACAUCAAUGUGGAGGUGACUGGUGAUUGGGACCCCCCUGAGGCAGCCCCACAGGAAGCCAAGACGACCGAUGCAGCUUCACAAGAGCCAAAGACCGAGGCUUCCCCCGCGCCAUCACAAAACCCGCCAUCACCCUCGGGCUCUGACGAGUCAGAAACCGACAAAGACAAGACCCGCGCGGAUGGCGAGGCACCAGCUGAGGGGCGGGAGGGGGCCCCUGAGGCAAGUGACAAGGGCGACGACAGGCGCAAUGAUGAGGAGGUCAAGAAAAAACGGGUUUGAGCAAUUGGCCGGCUCUUGGUGUCGAUGGGAUGGAUGGGCGGACACGGACUGGCCGCGGCCUUGGCCGCUGCAACGUGCUUGUUGGUGGCGGGGAGAUGGGCGUGUUCGGAUGGCUGGUCAUUGACUGCCACGAUGGUGUCGCUUGCUUGUGUCUGCUGUAUGCCGGUGUGCGAUAGCGGAGGGCGGGUCGGUCGGUGGGUGGGUGCGUCAUGUCAUGAGUCGAGUGGGUGGGUACUGCGUUGGGUCAUGUGACUCACUGAUGGACAUGUUCGUGUUUGAAAGUGAUAGUAUCAUCG
Messenger RNA from Vitrella brassicaformis, 2616 nucleotides. The record is from the annotation of a GenBank genome assembly. Lineage: Eukaryota; Vitrellaceae.